Stylonychia lemnae is the source of this 912-nucleotide messenger RNA. Lineage: Eukaryota; Ciliophora; Spirotrichea; Sporadotrichida; Oxytrichidae. The record is from the annotation of a GenBank genome assembly.
AUGGAAAGGAGAAACAGAUUAAAAGAUGAGCCUGACCCUUGGGGAGGUAUGAGUCUCUCUGAUGUUUUAGGUUCUAAUCCUCGAGCUAAUCAAAAUAACAACAUCAGAUAAAAUCAUAAUAACAUACCAGUGGGACCAAGGAGGCAAUCAUAAAAUAGGCCUGCAGUUCCCAUAUCUAGCAAUAACAGAGUAAAUAAUCAUCCUUAUACACAGAUCAAUGAUCGACCUAUCAAUUCCUCUCACAAUCAAAGCAAUUCUGCAGUUAACAGAAUUAGAUCAAAUAACGGAAGAUUUAAUAACUUAUAGCAAUUACCACCAUCAAGAGGUAGUAGGGGAAUAUCUGGAAAUGGAAGGUAGAAUGAACGAAACGCUUAUCAGAAUCAAUAUAAUGCAUAUGGUGGUGGAGGGGACUACAAUGAGUUUGAUUAGUAGGACUAUGAGGAGAUGUUACUAAACUCAAGGCCUGAUCCCUCUAAAAAGUAAAUAUGCAAGGAAACUGAUCCAAUCAAAAUUAACCACAGCGGCUAAUACAACCUGAACUUUAUUGAUUGGGACAAUGAAUGGGAGAGAGUCUUCGAACAUAACUAUUAUAACCCCUCCUAUGAAUCCCCCAUCGAGGGUAUGGAUAUCCACACGUUUGAGAUGCUCUAUGAUUCAUAUAUGGAUGCUGACAUUAAAGAGACUAAUGGUGUCAAAGAAGAUGUCCUUAAAAAAAUUCCAAUAAAAACAGUUGCAAAGUCUGACCCAAACAAGAUGUGCGCUAUUUGCUUGAAAUGCUAUGAGAAAGGCAAUAAAGUAUUUUUCUUGCCUUGCAAUCAUCACUUCCAUAUUGAAUGCAUUAAGCCUUGGUUUGAUAAAAAUCACGUUUGUCCUAACUGCAGAUUUAACAUUAAUGAAAAUAAACAUACUUGA